This is a messenger RNA of Macaca mulatta (Rhesus monkey), 1008 nucleotides long. RefSeq names its product olfactory receptor 6C6-like. NCBI's taxonomy places the organism in Eukaryota, Metazoa, Chordata, Mammalia, Primates, Cercopithecidae. Gene Ontology annotation, biological process: G protein-coupled receptor signaling pathway. Gene Ontology annotation, molecular function: olfactory receptor activity; G protein-coupled receptor activity. The record is from RefSeq and is a predicted model, not a curated record. Gene Ontology annotation, cellular component: membrane.
GCAGAUUUCACAGGACAAAAGAAAAAUGAAGAACCAAUCAAUGGACAUAGUGUUCACUCUGCUUGGACUGACAAAUGACCCUCUACUACAGAUUGUGAUUUUUCUGUUUCUAUUUUGUAAUUAUAUCCUGAGCCUGAUGGGGAACUUAACCAUCAUUCUCCUCACCCUGCUGGAUCCACGGCUCAAGACUCCAAUGUAUUUCUUCCUCCAAAAUUUCUCCUUCUUAGAAAUUUCAUUCACAACUGUUUGCAUUCCACGAUUCUUGACAAGCAUUCUGACUGGAGACAAGACAAUUUCCUACAAUGCUUGUGCAACUCAAUUAUUCUUCUUCCUUUUAUUAGGAGUUACUGAGUUUUACCUCCUGGCUGCCAUGUCCUAUGAUCGCUACAUUGCCAUCUGCAAACCACUGCAUUAUCCAAUCAUUAUGAGCAGCAAAGUGUGCUACGAACUUGUAUUCAUCUCUUGGGUAACUGGAUUCCUAAUCAUCUUUCCCCCUUUGGUCUUGGGACUCAAGCUGGAUUUCUGUGCUUCCAAAACUAUUGAUCACUUCUUAUGUGACACUUCUCCUAUUCUACAGAUUUCUUGCUCAGAUACACGUUUUAUAGAAUUAAUGGCUUUUAUCUUAGCUGUGCUGACACUCAUCAUCACGUUGUUGUUAGUGAUCUUCUCCUACACAUACAUCAUCAAAACCAUUCUAAAAUUCCCUUCUGUUCAACAGCAAACCAAGGCUUUAUCCACUUGUUCUUCACACAUGAUUGUUGUCUCUAUUACUUAUGGGAGUUGUAUCUUUAUGUAUAUGAAACCAUCAGCAAAAGAAAGGGUGACUUUGACUAAAGGAGUAGCUGUGCUCAAUACCUCUGUUGCCCCUUUACUCAAUCCCUUCAUUUAUACUCUAAGGAACCAGCAGGUGAAAGAAGCUCUCAAGGAUAUGCUUCAAAGAUUUUGUUAUUUUCUAAACAAGACAAAAUUUGGAUAUAAAUAAUAUACUGUUGGAACAUGAAUGGGAAA